AUGCACACUCGUCCCCCUCGUCGCCCUCGACGAUCGCUAUACCUUCCAGAUGAUACGUCGGAAUCGGAAGCUAAUGUCAGCACCAGGACUACAAGGAAAACUCACUCAGCUACUGCUCAGAUACAAGUACCUCAAGCACAAGCACCAGUUUCGACUGAUGAGCUGCGCAGAUCUCCCCGCAUAAUUUUAAAAAUGCCCGCUGGUAAACUGCGCGAAGCUACUGGAAGCCGUUCUGGCCUCGAACCCAAAAAGAAGCUUGUUGAGAUCCAAACAUCGGACGACGAUUUAGAGGAUCAAGAAGAAGAUGAGGUCGAUGAUGAGGAUGCAGAAGCUGACGAGGAUAUCGAGAUGGAUGACGCUCCGUCGCAACCACCGCCAAAGCGAAGUACCAAGGUAGCUGCACCAGCCCGUGGCAAAGCAGCCAAGACAGUCGAAGAGAAAGAAAUUGAGUUGGAAGACGACGAGGAAGAGGGAGACGAUGAUGAGGAAGAUGACGAAGACCAUCUCUCUGUGACAGACUCUGAUGCGGAAGGGGAGCCUGAUGACCAGGAUGAGGGUGCUAUACCCGAAGCCAACGUUGAUGAGCUGGAGGAAGAAGACGAUGACGAUAUGGAUGAAGAUAUGGACAGUGAUGUCAAUGCCAUGGGUAGCGGCAAAACAACUAAGCGCCAACGUGGAAAUCUGGGCAACGAUUUCCUACAACUUCCUAUGGAACCUCAAGUCAAGAAGCAUUUGACUGCUGAGGAACGUGCAAUGCGCCGAGCCGAAAUGGCACGACGACGAAAGAAUCUGAGCGAGAAGCGCAAUGAAGAAGAAAAGAUGGACACGAUCAACCGGCUGCUCAAAAGACAGCCUCCUAAGAAGCGCGGUCGACAAGCAGCAGCUACUGCUGAAGGCGUUGAAACUACACCGGCCGAUCAAGAGCCCGCGGAAGCCCUGAAGGCCGAUCCCACAAUGGUGCGAUGGGUCAGCAAUGCAAGUGGCUCAACCCUGAAUGUACCUCUAGAGUGGCUCGGAACACCUGCUGGCCGCUUGUUCGGUGCCAAUGGAAGUGGCAAGAUGGUUGAGGAAGUAUUGUAA
Messenger RNA from Penicillium taxi, 1080 nucleotides. Its product is annotated as PAPA-1-like domain-containing protein. The transcript is spliced from 4 exons. NCBI's taxonomy places the organism in Eukaryota, Fungi, Ascomycota, Eurotiomycetes, Eurotiales, Aspergillaceae. Gene Ontology annotation, biological process: chromatin remodeling. Bases 1 to 1080 code for a protein of 359 amino acids. Gene Ontology annotation, cellular component: Ino80 complex. The record is from RefSeq and is a predicted model, not a curated record.